UUCAGUAAAGCCUAGGUAGUCAAGCGCCAUCUUCUCUUUAUAUCUCCUUUUGUGAGGGAGAACUGAGAAGCCGCAAGUUGGGUAGAAGAAGCCCCCCUCUCUGUGCAGGGCACAGGGGAAGCUUAGAGAGAGAGAGAGAGAAAUGUCGCACUCGUUGGCAGCGGAUCCGAGGCAGCCAUCUGCUGCGAAGCAAUACGUCCCGCCGGUGAUCUCUCCGCAGGACGCCCCCAUCGACUACGCGGGCUUCAUUGCGGUCAUCUUUGGCGUCAUGGGCGUCAUGCUCAGGUACAAGCUUUGCUCAUGGCUGGCUCUCAUCUUUUGUGCUCAGUCACUGGCAAACAUGAAGAAUAUGGAAACUGACCUCAGACAAAUGUCAAUGGCAUUUAUGUUUGCUAUCAUGGGCUUGGUCACCAACUAUUUGACGGCUUCAAGACAGGCAGCAGGAAAAUGAAUACCAUCACCAAUGGCAAUCCUUCAUUUAUUUGUCAUAAAAGUUUGGCUGUAACAUUUUCAAGGAGACAAUAAGGGACAUGAGAAAAGCGCACCAUUCUAUUUGUAAGUCAUCUGAUGGUUUAUCUGAGAUGGAAUGGUUAAUUUCCCGAUCUAUUCUGUUUU
Messenger RNA from Nymphaea colorata (pocket water lily), 615 nucleotides. Its product is annotated as protein Asterix. The transcript is spliced from 3 exons. Gene Ontology annotation, molecular function: protein folding chaperone. Gene Ontology annotation, cellular component: endoplasmic reticulum membrane. The record is from RefSeq and is a predicted model, not a curated record. Lineage: Eukaryota; Viridiplantae; Streptophyta; Magnoliopsida; Nymphaeales; Nymphaeaceae. Gene Ontology annotation, biological process: protein insertion into ER membrane. Bases 143 to 451 code for a protein of 102 amino acids.